UUUUCUGCAUUGCAAUCUCUUGCGGCAAGAUCACUUACAAGAGUCUGAUGGGUUCACCAAGCGAAUUCCCGCAGCACGUCAUUCCGUCUCCUUACGACUCUGCCGUCAGUUCAUUGUCCUACAUGCCACCCUGGGCUUCGUUUCAGUCUGGAAAUCCGUACGUGGCCACAUUUGAGGUCGACGUUGUUGACUACGUAACGGUUGCCAUAGUCACUGAAAGUGCAUCGGACUUUCAAUCAAUGAAAAUGGUGGUUAGCGACCCGAACAGAAACGAGGUAACGCCCACGUUUCAAACGAACGAGUCACUAGGAAUGGAUGGACUCACUUAUCCGACGCUAACAAUGGCAUUUGUACAACCGAUGGCAGGACAGUGGUGUAUUGUGAUAUCAACCAGUUGCUCUGACGUCAAACAGGCUGCAGUGCUCAUCGGUUAUUCGGGAUCACUGAUAUGGCAUUCGUCUCUCGAUACUCAUCAGCUAUUGACAGGUGACACAAUCAAUGUCUACGCUGUUGCAACAGACAAAGCAGGAUUAUUAGGAAGAGAAUCAGGACAAAUGCCAAAGUCAAUGGAAAAUGCAAUCGUAGAAGACGCUACUGUGACUCUGUUUAAUCCCAAUGAUACAACCAGCGUGAGAAAGAUGGAGCCAAGUUUGACCAAUAACAGUGACACUGGAAAAACACUUCUGUUGACCAUAGAGCCCACCGUCGCAGGAACGUACAGGAUGUGGACAACUGUUUCUGGAGAACUCAUGAUUAGGGACAAGCCAGUUAAGUUUCAGCGGUCGUCGUGGAUGACGUUUUGUGUUGUUGACAAGUCACUAAGACUUACUGGAAAGGCACAUAUUCAUAGAGACCACUUGCCUCUUCUGUCACAUUCAAGUAUGUCCUCCAGUUGUCAGAAACCACAUUUCUGGGUAGCGAUAUCUGUUGUACCUGAGGCAUCUGUGAACAAGGUUUACAGAGUGUACGGUCAAGUGUGGGGCAAGCAUUUGAUAUUUGGGUCUGACGUUCCUGUUGCUUGGGUUAGUGGAAUGUCUGAUGUAUCCUAUGAUGAUACACUUGGUAACAUUGUGUCGCUUCGUUUGGAUGUGGAAUGGUUAUUAAAGGCUUGGGCAUUCCCUCCAUAUUCUCUUCGGCAAGUCAGAAUCGAGGAGGUUGACAGUUUUAUUACGGUAUCCAGUGCAGAGAAUAUGAAAAUAGAAGUGUCUGAGAGUCUGUCAAAUGAAGUCAAGCAUAUUGUCUCUAUAAACGGAUCACAGCUCGAGAUGUGCACACUUCAGUCGAACUAUCCUUUGCCAAACAGCUUAAAGAGAUUUGAUGAAAAUGGAGGAAAGCUUAUUUUAGUCCACGGUUAUUGUGCUCAAAAAGGAUCAUUUCCAGAGUCUGACUUUACAGACUUUGCAUACUUUGAAGAUUACCAGCAAUCACGAUCGACUGAUGAGUUUGCUCGUCUUAUUCAAGAAUUUGGAGAUCAAUUUGACUCGUUUGGACUUGCAGCACACUCACAAGGAGGCAUAGCAUCUCUUCACUUGUAUACCUAUUAUGAAAGUGGGUUGGAUAAAGCGACUGGUGAGCGGUUAAUUCAAUCAAUUGGCACACCAUACCGUGGUUCCCCUCUUGCAGAGCUGCUGGCCGCUAUUGGAAAGCUGAUUGGCAUUGGUUGUGGAUCCAACCCAGAUUUGUCCUAUGACAGUAUGGAACGCUGGCUAGCAGCUAUUCCUGCAGAUAUGCAGCAAGCUGUACAUGUCUACACGACGCAGUACAAGACUGGAGGUUUGAUCAACUACUGUCUAUUGCCCAGCAACUUGAUUUUGUCCUGGCCUAACGAUGGCGUAGUUGAGAUAAAAAAGACGGAGUUACCUCAUGGACAGCCUGCUGGUCACAGAGAAGGUGAGUGUCACACAACUGGUAUGAACUGGCCGCCGCAAACACGAAAUCCUGAAAGAAACGAGGAAAUUAAUAGACUGGCUGCACGCUGAACUAUCUGUAUUGGAAUUUGUUUUAUUUUUCAGUAAUUUGAUGGACAAAUAGUUGGUGCGUAUUUUGGUUUUUAGGUGUUGCUUAUACUUUUUCAAGGCAUUGUUUGUACGUUAUGAUAUUUUAGAUGUUGAUAGAUACUGAUGAAUCAAAGGCAA
Molecule: messenger RNA, 2135 nt
Organism: Corticium candelabrum
Lineage: Eukaryota; Metazoa; Porifera; Homoscleromorpha; Homosclerophorida; Plakinidae
Product: conditioned medium factor-like
Exons: 3
Coding region: 48-1979 (643 amino acids)
Source: RefSeq, a predicted model, not a curated record